Molecule: messenger RNA, 1104 nt
Organism: Microdochium trichocladiopsis
Lineage: Eukaryota; Fungi; Ascomycota; Sordariomycetes; Xylariales; Microdochiaceae
Exons: 3
Coding region: 244-858 (204 amino acids)
Source: RefSeq, a predicted model, not a curated record
ACGAGGUUUGCAAUUCUCAUCGGAUAUCGCGGGUGGCCGAUCAUGUAGGAGAACACUUGUAAAGACACACACAUCUAUAAGUGCAGACUCGUAGCGCUCUGGAGCAUCUGUUGCAAGACUGCAGUAUCCAGCACAUCUUCAUCCUGUUCUGAUACACCUCUUUAGUCUACCUCUCUGAAGAACCCCUCGUCGAACACAUUCCAAUAUCACAUUGAACGCCGAGAUCAGCUCCAGCCGCCGACUAUGCUCAGACUACUCACCACAGUGGCCACGGCCAUUCUGCCUCUUGCGGCAGCAGUGCCACUUGCUAGCAACGGCGCGCAGCCGCCGGCACCACGCGACGACAACCCCGGCUGCUUCGAUACUUCUUUCAAUGCGCUCGCGUGGGGUCUUGAGGACUUUGUCUACAACGCCUCAUACCUCUUCACCACGCCCUCGCACCAGAACUCGUGGGGUUAUGCCAACUUCGAGCUCUCAAAUUCAGCCCUGACGUACAAGGCCUCCUGCCACGCCGCGAGCAGCCAGCUCUCCGACUUCUUCUACGGCACGCUCAACUACGACUGCGUGAUGCCCGACCCGGAAGGGCAGGGCACUACCACGACCUUCGCCUUUGACUACCCGGGCCACAAGCUCAGCGUCAACCAGACCUGGUCAUGCAGUGACGCGGAUCCGGCGUGGCCUACAACAUUCCGCGCCGCGGGAAGCAUCGAUCUCGACCUCGAGUGCACGGACACCGGCAACGUCGUGAACCCGGACUGGGAGUACGGCACGGGAGCGUUCUACUCGACGCGCUACGUCAGCUGUGCGCCCGUGAGCCUCAAGGGCUUGAAGCCCCAGGAGCUUACCGCCAUUGCGUGAGCGUGGAACUGUAUGUGUGUGUGUGUGUGUGUGUGUUGCGCGUGGAAGGAUAGGGGAGAAAGUUGAGGUGGGCAGAUUUGAGAAGAGUGGAAUUUUGGCUUACAGGAGUUUGUGACGGGGGAGGUUAUGGUCCUUUUUUUCUUUUUUCUUUUGGGAAGGGGAGACGAGUAAAUGAUAGAGCAUGAGCAUGACGAACGACAACCUCUCUUCAUAGCUAUUUAAUGAAUACUUUGUUUAACUGUGGUA